AUAUUGGGGGAUGAGGAGGAAGCGAAGAUGCGGGGGAAGACAGAGCAGAGUAGCCGGAGAGAGUGCGUGCGCGUGACUGAACUGAACAAAUUCCCCAUUUAAACCAUUUCUCCCUCCCUCCCUCUCUCUCUCUCUUGCUCUGGUCCUUCUGCCGGCGGGGAAAGCAUAACGCUUGCCUCUUCGGCUAAUCCCUAGCCGCUGCCGGCCGUCAUCGUCUGUUCCCCGCGUCCGUCCCACCUCGUGGCUCCUGGAACCGGCCGGAGCUGGCCUCCUGCUCCCUCCUCCUGCCUCGAUUGUUUUAUGAAUUCAAUUGCUCGAUUGUGACUGCACCGUAGUGGAAGAUGGAGAGUGAGAAGAAACAGUCGAUGGUUUCGGACGUCGGUGCUUGGGCGAUGAACGUGGUCAGCUCCGUCGGCAUCAUCAUGGCCAACAAGCAGCUCAUGUCCAACUCCGGUUACGCCUUCAGCUUCGCGACCACUUUAACUGGCUUCCACUUCGCCGUGACUGCCCUGGUCGGUCUGGCCUCGAAUGCUGCGGGUUACUCUGCAUCGAAGCAUGUUCCUCUGUGGGAACUCCUGUGGUUCUCCGUCGUCGCUAACUUGUCGAUUACGGGGAUGAACCUCAGUCUGAUGCUCAACUCUGUUGGGUUUUACCAAAUUUCGAAGCUGAGCAUGAUUCCUGUGGUAUGUGUUAUGGAAUGGAUCCUUCACAACAAGCACUACGUGAGGGAAGUGAAGAUUGCAGUCGUGGUUGUGGUUAUUGGUGUUGGUGUUUGCACUGUUACUGAUGUUAAAGUGAAUGCAAAAGGUUUCAUCUGCGCCUGUGUGGCGGUUUUUUCUACAUCUCUGCAGCAAAUCUCAAUUGGGUCCCUGCAGAAGAAAUACUCGAUCGGAUCCUUUGAAUUGUUGAGUAAGACAGCUCCGAUUCAAGCCAUUUCGCUGCUUGUCCUCGGCCCAUUUGUUGAUUAUUAUCUUAAUGGCAAAGCCAUAACAAACUAUAAGAUGUCUUCCGGUGCCCUAUUCUUCAUACUUCUUUCUUGCUCGCUGGCAGUUUUCUGCAACAUGAGUCAGUACCUCUGCAUUGGACGUUUCUCGGCCGUUUCAUUCCAGGUUCUGGGUCACAUGAAAACAGUUUGUGUUCUCAUACUGGGUUGGCUGCUCUUUGAUUCCGAGCUUACUUUCAAGAACAUAAUGGGGAUGUUUAUAGCAGUUCUUGGAAUGGUUGUGUAUAGUUGGGCUGUGGAGGUUGAAAAGCAAGCGAAUAGCCGGGCCAUAUUAACUGCCAAGAACAGCCUAACGGAAGAGGAACUUGGACUUUUGAAAGAGGGGGUGGACAAUUCUUUGGCGAAGGAUGUUGAACAUGGGGACUCAAAUGAAUGCAGGGAGUAGAAGGGAUGAUAAGCUGAGUUAUCCUCUGGCAGGACAUUUAGCUGUGAUGGAAUUCCCACUGUGGUUUCCUGAAUCAAGCCGGAUUUUAGAGUUGGGACAAACCUUCGGAAGGUUCGAUCCAGUAACUGAUGCUAUCAGGCCAUGGUUGGUCACAGUGUAAUGACCGUGGAACUUGUGACCAUUUUAGCAUGGUGAUUCAUUCGACUGUAUUCCGUGCCCCAUUUGGUAUGAACAAAUGGAAGUAAUCGUUAUAUGACUAUGUAUGGUCAUUUCAUUUCUGCUUCUCUUCAUUGUUGGUACUAAGUGCAAUCUUCAAUCCUUAAUAUACGGAUGCAAAAUCA
This is a messenger RNA of Punica granatum (pomegranate), 1729 nucleotides long. NCBI's taxonomy places the organism in Eukaryota, Viridiplantae, Streptophyta, Magnoliopsida, Myrtales, Lythraceae. The record is from RefSeq and is a predicted model, not a curated record.